Molecule: messenger RNA, 561 nt
Organism: Scomber japonicus (chub mackerel)
Lineage: Eukaryota; Metazoa; Chordata; Actinopteri; Scombriformes; Scombridae
Gene: apnl
Product: actinoporin-like protein
Exons: 2
Coding region: 1-561 (186 amino acids)
Biological process (GO): monoatomic cation transport; cytolysis in another organism; pore complex assembly
Cellular component (GO): pore complex
Molecular function (GO): channel activity
Source: RefSeq, a predicted model, not a curated record
AUGACAGAGUCAGCUGAAGCUGUAGCAGCCGAUGUGACCAGCAGGAGAAGUGUCACCAUUGAAAUCUCAAAUGUCACUAAAAACUAUUGCCUCAUCAACCCCAGGGUGUACCUGGAGAAUGGAGAGACAUACAACCCACCUCAACCCACAGUGCGUCCUCUAAAGACAGAGGUUUGCACUUUCACCAAGUCUGGCGGCAAAGCAACGGGCACUGUUGGUGUAGUGACCUACGACCUUUUCGAGAGGUCACAGAACGACUACAUUGAGACUCUGGCCAUCAUGUUCUCAGUUCCCUGGGACUACCACCUGUACAAGAACUGGUUUGCAGUGGGCAUCUACAAAAAGGGUCGUAACUGUGAUAAGGAUUUGUAUAAAGAAAUGUACUAUGAGAAGAAACAGCAUGAGCAUGGGUUUACCAGGGAGGAAGCCAUUGGGUCAGGAAUCAAUUAUGUGGGCAACUACCUAGAUAUCAAAGCCACCAUGUGUCCCAUGGGCAAAGCCAUCAUGAAGGUGGAGGUAUGGGAUAAACUUUUCACACCCAUGAGUCAGCAGGCAUACUAG